Molecule: messenger RNA, 589 nt
Organism: Carya illinoinensis
Lineage: Eukaryota; Viridiplantae; Streptophyta; Magnoliopsida; Fagales; Juglandaceae
Product: ATP synthase subunit epsilon, mitochondrial
Exons: 2
Coding region: 141-353 (70 amino acids)
Biological process (GO): proton motive force-driven mitochondrial ATP synthesis
Cellular component (GO): mitochondrial inner membrane
Molecular function (GO): proton-transporting ATP synthase activity, rotational mechanism
Source: RefSeq, a predicted model, not a curated record
CUUCUUAUUCUCUGACGUCGUUGUGAGUUCCCCAUCUUCCCACGCCACUUCAUAACCCUCUUCUAUCCCAAACAGAACACUUCAGUUGCCCUUCUACCCCAAAUCUUCUAGGGUUCACAACAUACACCGAGAACCGGAAAAUGGCGUCGAACGCAGCAGCACCUUUUUGGAGAUCAGCGGGAAUGACGUACAUAACUUACUCCAACAUAUGCGCGAAUCUGGUGAGGAACUGCCUCAAGGAGCCAUACAAGACGGAAGCACUCACUCGCGAGAAGGUCCAUUUCUCCGUUUCCAAAUGGACCGAGGGAAAGCCCGAGAAGCCAACUAUCCGUUCAGACACCCCAGAAGAUUGAGUUCCGGAGGCUGCAGGUGUCAUCACGUGUCUUAAAUUUAAAAGGUUUUAUGCAGAAGUUUUCUUCUGUUUUGUAGUUCAUAGAUUAUGAUUGUUUUGGUUCUGUUAUGCUCAAACAUUCCGAGGAUGGAUUGGAUUUUGGGUUUUGCAUGUAUUGCACCUGUAAUAAUGUUAUCAUACCUGGAAAUCUAACAGGACUUUCCAUUAAUAGUUAUCCUCUGCUUUUUUAUGAUCUAA